CUUAUUUGCCUGCCUGUCACUGUGCUCUCUGGGAAUGAAUGUGUACGGCUAGCCGGCUGGUAGCCUUGGCAAUGUCACAAUCAGAAUGAUAUCGCAGCGGGACAGAGGAGAACUUGCUCGGUUUUAUACUGUCACAGAUCCCAAAAAGCACCAGAAAGGCUACACUGUGUACAAAGUGACCGCAAGGAUAAUCUCCAGGAGGAACCCAGAGGAUGUCCAAGAGAUAACAGUAUGGAAGAGAUACAGUGAUUUCCGGAAGCUUCAUCAGAACCUCUGGCAGUUACACAAGAAUGUAUGUAGCCAGUCGGAGCUUUUUCCUCCCUUUGCCAGGGCCAAAGUCUUUGGUCGUUUUGAUGACUCAGUAAUUGAGGAAAGAAGACAGUGCUCUGAGGAUCUGCUACAGUUCUCUGCCAAUAUCCCUGCUCUCUAUAGUAGUCAGCACAUCCAAGAUUUCUUCAAGGGAGGUGAGGUCCAUGACGGCUCAGAGCUCAUUGGACCAGCUGAGCCCUUUUCUGACUUCCUGGCAGACAGUUUAUCAGACUGCAGCUCUGAUGUUCAAAGAGACAUCAGUGGUGCAGAUGAUUUGACUAUCACAUCUGAAUAUGGAGGCCCGUCCAGUGACAGCGACCUGACCUCCCUGGCUGUGGACACAGACUCUUUGGCUGGGCUGGAUGAUGGCAUGGCUUCAGGCCGCACCUCCCCAAACCAGCCACAAGGGGGGGCCACCAACAUUAGCAGCAGCUGCAGCCCUCGCUUGCCCUCCCUACACGAACGCCGAACCCCAUCUCCUGCCCCAGCCCCAGCCCCUGCCUCCUCAGCCCCUAACCUAGAGGUCAGCUUGCCGGGCCGAACGCCAUUGCUCUUUUCUGGCAGUCUGAAGAAAGCCCAUGGUGGCAACCCUAAGGACGUGAAAUCAGACUACCUAGACAGAGCCAGUGAGCUCAUCUGUUUGGCUGUACAGAAGGAGAAAGAGCAGGACUUCCAGGCAGCUUUCUCCUGCUAUCGCAGCGGAGUGGACCUGCUGUUGCAAGGAGUGCAAGGUGAGCCCAGUCCCACGCGACGAGAGGCAGUGAAGAAGAAGACUGCAGAGUAUCUGAUGCGUGCAGAACAGAUAUCCAGUCAGCAUCUGAGAAGCAAUAUGGGUCAAGGGUCAACACAGACAGUGGCUUUGGGGGCACAGUGCUGCCCGUCCACCAGCAGAGGAGGCCAGCGUGGUCCAUCUGAGGAGCUGGGAGCUUUCAGGGUGUUGGGGGUCAUAGAUAAGGUUCUUUUGGUCAUGGACAAGAGAACACAAGAGACGUUCAUCCUGAAAGGUCUGAGGAAGAGCAGUGACUGUGGGCGGACUACGAGGACGAUCAUGCCCCACUCUGUGCCCCACAUGGUGCAGUUGCGGAAAUUCAUCGUCUCUGAAGACGCAGUUUUCCUUUUGCUGCAGUAUGCUGAAGGCGGAAAGCUGUGGUCUCACAUAGGAAAGUACCUUCAUAAUUCCAGCCCAGAGGAAAGCUUUGACAUUCCUUUCAUCCAGAAGAGCCACACAGUGGCUGUACACUCUCCACAACAUGCUGUACCACAGCUGGAUGUAGGUUCAGCCAGUUCUGGUUCUGGGCCGGUUGCUUGUUCUGAUUCUCUCUCAGGGCUGCAGAAGGAAGGGGAGAACCUCAUCACGUCUCCUCAGAGAAGUGUUCUCCUUCCCAGGCUUAACGAACAAAUCGGGGCCCAGUCAGACUUCGGAGCCAACUCUGAGGAAGAGUGCACCAACAGUUAUUUGACACUUUGCAAUGAGUAUGAACAAGACAAAGUAGAACCAGAUGCACUAGAAGAGGAGGAAGAGAAGAGUGAACAUGAAAUGCUGGAAGUGCCCAUAGUGACGACCACCACUUCUUCAUAUAGCCGCUCACUGCUUAGCAACGACAGCCUUUCUUCACCUAUCAGCUCUCAGGAACUCGGGUUUUUCACAGAGUCAUCCGACAAAAGUGGCCACACCCUUGACAAUGAGCAAUACCGUGGCGAGGGACCGGACCACAGUGAAGUCUUCAGUCCUUUGCCCUCCCCUGCUGUACCUCUGUCUUUGGAUCAGUCCAAGCACACGCCAAUGGAGUUUUUCCGUAUUGACAGCAAAGACAGUGAGGUGACCUGUCUCGACUUAGGAGAGCAGCGCCCUUCUCAUAAACAGGUCCCCCUCUUUUCUACAUCUGACCUGGGCUUGAAUGUCACUGAGGAUCUUCCAGAGCUGGCUCAGGAGGUCAAGGGCUACAGUUCAGAGCUUUGGGGGUUGGACUGUAGUGAUAAAGGCUCCAAUGAGUCAGUGCCAGUCAUCUCAUUUAAAGAGGCAGUAGUUGAGGAUGAAGGUCACCCACCAGACCUUUUGGUCAACCUGCCUGUAAUGAGUGGGACUGUAGUCUCUUUACAGGAAGAAUUAGAAGCUUCAGGCGUGUGUCUGGGCCUCGAGGCCACAGCCUCUCCUCACAAGUUAAUCCAGCCUGAUGUUUUACAGCUUCACAGCCAGCCUGAGGAAGGGGAGGAGCAGCCACUGGAGCAGGAGCUUUCAUCUCUGUGUACAGCCUCUGCAACUUGUGACACCAGUGUUGCAUCUUCCUCUCCCUUCAACUCACUGUGGGAAGACUGCAGCUUGGCGUUUGGGCAAGAGACCUCUGACAAAAUGGAUGCAUGCCAAGAUAAUGACCUUCCCUUUGACCUUCCAGUUACUGACUCACUUAAUGAGAAACUAGAUGCCAGUACAGGAGUAAAUACUGACUUGGUUCCAGACCCCAGUGGCAAUAGCACAGGAUAUAUCCCAGCCACAAAUGGGACUGAGGCCUGUGCAGUCUUGAGUGAGAGUUUAUCAGGUCUUGAUGGUGAAUCAUCACGAGUUAUUAGUAAUACAGGUGGCAGCGAAUUUGAUACAGAAGUAUCGCGGCUGUUUGCAGAGCUGGACGAGCUGUCGUUGGCUGCAUCCCAAGCUCGUAUCCCUGAGGAAUUUGUACGAUGCCGGGCUGUAGAGAUGGUGACAGCCCUGGAUUCUCUGCACCAAGAGGGCAUCAUCUGUCGAGAUCUAAACCCCAACAACAUCCUGCUCGACCACCAAGGUCAUGUUCAGCUUACCUACUUUUGUAGCUGGAGUGAUGUGGAGGAGUCCUGUGACAAAGAGGCCAUUUCCAAUAUGUACUGUGCACCAGAGGUGGGAGGUAUCAGUGAGGAGACCGCAGCAUGCGAUUGGUGGAGUUUUGGCGCCAUCCUGUUUGAGCUCCUGACAGGCAUGUCUCUGCUGCGGUGCCAUCCAGCAGGAAUCGGUCGUCACACCGCUCUCAACAUCCCCGAGUCUGUUUCAGAGGAGGCCAGAUCUCUGCUGGAGCAGUUGCUCCAGUACAAUCCAAUGGAGAGACUGGGGGCAGGUGUGGGAGGUGUGGAUGAUAUCAAAUCCCACCCUUUCUUUGCCAGAGUGGACUGGCCCAAAUAGAUGCUGUGCACUGUGGGAAACCAGAUUUGCAUCCUGGGAAACUGGCUGUCCUGAAUGAACUCCUUUCAGACUGGAUACGCAAAUAGAUAUACAGUAAAUACAGAAUGCAUGCAUGCAUUUCUGCACACAUCUCCCAUUUUGUGUACGGCCAUUCAGUCCCCAUGUACUUGUCUGAUUUUUUUUUUUUUAUGGAAUUUGCCAAGAAGCAGUAUUACCUUCCUUGUAAAUUACAAUUGCUCUGUUCUUUAUCUCAUAGAAGGUUUACUGUUAAACUUUUUUUAGUGCAGGGAACACUUAACAACAUGUGUGGUGCAAUAAUUUAUACAGUAAGUGCUGCUGAGUGAUCCACUACGACAUUGUUGCUUUUACGCUCCUCAUGCAGUAGCUGUAAGCCAAAAUGACACGACUGAGAGUGAGAGGUGACAUUUUUGUGUUUUCACUGCAUUCAUUAAGUACUGCAUGUUACCCAUUCAAACUGACGCAAACUUAAGUCACCUUUUCUAAAGAAACAUGUGCAAUACACUCUGACAGACUUUGUUGCCACCUAUAACACUUAUAUCAUUCCUCACAGAGCCUAUUGAGAUUAGCUGCGAAUGAGACAGGUUGAUCUUUUUAUUUAAUGAGGGGGUUGUGUUGCUCUGAUCUCGGAAUAGAUAUGAUAUCUAAUUUCCUACAGCAUUGUCAAUUUAUUUUUUUUUUUUUGCCAACGCAUUUUACUGCCAACCAGCCUGUGUACAGUAACAGAGAUGGACACUAUGCAAGGUGAAUGAACAAAAUGUGUUGAGGUAGGAGGAGAUGGGUUUUGUUGUUUAAUGAAAAAUUUAGUUACAUUAAGAUUGAAUUAUUUAAUAGAUUAUAGCUGGAAAAGGGGCCAGUUUAACAGACAGCGUAAGUCUUCUCCCUGCAUGGACAGUGAGUGUGCUUCAUUCAAGAAAUAAAGAAGGAUGAGGCAUGAACCACACAUUUGAAACCAGCCCUUUUACAGAUUGUUGUUGUUUUUAUGAAUAUCAGCGUAAACUCUUUACAACACUGCAUUUUCCGCAUGUAAGAAUAUGAUUUAUGUAAUAUAUUUAAUACAAUGAAAAAUCUAUCGAAUAAUAAAUGUGUGUUUUGUAAAUACACCUUUUAAAGGAUGCUGUGUUGAGUGAAAGUUACAACUAGGUCUCGAAGCCUUGAUUAUGUCCAACUUGUCAAUCACUUACUGCCUCAUCAUUCAAAUCCUUUUUAUUUGAUUGUUUGUGUUGUAUUUUUGAGCAACACAUCUGCUAACUUACCACACAGAUCUUAUUGCUGAUUUUAUUAUAUCUAUAAUGACUGAAUUAUAUGGUAAACAUUUCCAUGGAUACAUUACACUCCAUAUAUCACUUAUAAUUCGUAUAAUUGGAUGAGACUUUUGAGAAUUAUUGGUGCGUAUAUCAAACGCUUAAUACAUUUACACAGAUAAUCACUCCACUGUAGAUGCUGCACUCUGUUUUACUCCACUGCACUGCAGAUUAAAACAUGUUAACUGACAGAUACCGUAAAUUACCAUGUUCAUAUUCCACCUAUUAACCAUUUUUAUCAGACAUAAACAUCAAAGUAAGAUUAGAUUUCUUUUUUCCAUUUUCUAUUGAAUGCUCACUCUUUUCUGUGCUGUAUGUCUAUACUGGUCUCUCAGUGUACUCUGGCUAACAAUAAACAUACCUGGAUCAGUA
Molecule: messenger RNA, 5151 nt
Organism: Siniperca chuatsi (mandarin fish)
Lineage: Eukaryota; Metazoa; Chordata; Actinopteri; Centrarchiformes; Sinipercidae
Gene: rps6kc1
Product: ribosomal protein S6 kinase polypeptide 1
Exons: 16
Coding region: 86-3457 (1123 amino acids)
Biological process (GO): protein phosphorylation
Cellular component (GO): early endosome
Molecular function (GO): phosphatidylinositol binding; ATP binding; protein kinase activity
Source: RefSeq, a predicted model, not a curated record